Messenger RNA from Anopheles gambiae (African malaria mosquito), 7242 nucleotides. RefSeq names its product sodium/potassium-transporting ATPase subunit beta-2 (gene nrv3). Gene Ontology annotation, molecular function: ATPase activator activity. The transcript is spliced from 8 exons. Bases 704 to 1645 code for a protein of 313 amino acids. Gene Ontology annotation, biological process: sodium ion export across plasma membrane; potassium ion import across plasma membrane; intracellular sodium ion homeostasis. The record is from RefSeq and is a predicted model, not a curated record. Lineage: Eukaryota; Metazoa; Arthropoda; Insecta; Diptera; Culicidae. Gene Ontology annotation, cellular component: sodium:potassium-exchanging ATPase complex.
CGUGCUGACUCGUUUUCAGAACCGCGACUGAAUCGGUUACAGGCGUAUCGUAGCUGCUGGUCGAGCGCGUUUCAUUACGCACUCCUCCAAACCUCCGCCACCCUCCCCCACUAGAAACGUUGUGCUCUACGCCGUUGUGUGGGUACGUGCUGCUGGAAAGUGGGGUGAAACAGAAAGGGGGGGAAGGGCCUCCAGUUACUACUAGGACUUGCAGUGUAAUUUGAUCAUUUCGGGGAUCAGAGAGAGAGAGUGAGCGAGCGAGCGAGCGCUGGUGCUGGGAACGAGUUUGCUGCUGUUUGCGAGUGUGUGCAUGGGUGUGUGAGCGUUCGCGCGCGUGUUUGUGGAUAACCGAAAGCGGAAGCGGAAGCGAGAGAGCGACCGAGCGCGUGAAGUUUGGUGGCGAGCGAGAGAGCGAGAGCGGUGCAUCGAGAAAGAAGAAGCAGUAGAGGGAGAGAGGAAAAAACAAGUGCUCGUCGUGUACCUUGUGCGGUGCUCGAAGGAUCAAAGAUCGAUUGCCUGCCUGGCCCAGUAAUACGGGCGUGUGUGUGGUCGUGUGGCCGUGUGUGAGAGAGUGUGUGUGUGAGUGUUUGUGAAGAAAACCAGCACAGGUGCGAUCGUCGCGCGCGCGUUCGACAGGACUGAACGGACCACUGCCAAUUCAGAGUCAGCACAGCAUUAGACAGAGUCAGCAGCAGCAGCAGCCAUGGCCGACAAAAAGGUAGCGGAACAGUACUAUGCCCCGCCGCCCAAGCUGGGCAAAUGGGAAGGAUUUAGGACGUUCCUGUGGAACAGCGAAACCAGCCAAUGCCUUGGCCGCACCGGAUCGAGCUGGGCGAAAAUCCUCUUCUUCUACGUGUGCUUUUAUGCUGCCCUGGUCGGAUUCUUUGCCGCGAUGCUGGCCGUGUUCUGGCAGACGCUCGACAUGCAUAUGCCUAAAUAUCAGCUUGACAGUUCGCUGAUUGGAUCGAAUCCAGGUCUGGGCUUUCGACCAACACCGCCAGAGUACCAGAACGUGGAGAGCUCGUUAAUCUGGUACAAAGCUUCCGACAAUGGAAACGUUGGGAUCUGGACCAAACUAAUCGAUGAGUUUCUGGAGCCUUACACGGUAGAGGAAGACAACCGCGUCGAUUGCUCGUUCGACAAUCCGCCGCCGGAGGGCAAGGUUUGCAAAGUUCCUAUGACUAACUGGUCUCCGUGCGUCAAGGAAAAUCAAUACAACUUUAAGAAGAAGAGCCCGUGCAUAUUCUUGAAGCUGAACAAGAUCUACAACUGGGUCCCAGAUAUGUACAAUACCUCGACCAACUUGCCGGAGAAAAUGCCCGACGAUCUGAAGGAGCACAUCCGCGGAGAGGAAGCCCGAGGAAACAAGAACACCAACGUGGUUUGGGUUUCCUGCUCCGGUGAAAACCCUGCCGAUAAUGAGCACAUCGGUGCCAUUCAGUACAUCCCGCGUCGUGGAUUCCCUGGAUACUUCUUCCCGUACAAGAACGUUGAUGGAUAUCUGCCACCAGUAGUAGCAGUCUACUUCGAAAAACCAAAGACUGGCGUGCUCAUCAACAUCGAAUGCAAAGCCUGGGCCCGCAACAUCAUGUACGAUCGGGCUGAGCGAAGAGGGUCCGUUCACUUCGAGCUGAUGAUCGAUUAAAUCGGUGGCUCGUACGCACCACUUUAAAGCAGCGAACCAGGGGCCAUCCCGGCUCCACUUCGCACAUUUCGCCAGGCGCACGUGUUAUCAUCGUUUUUUUGUAGGAGGGAGACGAGCGGGAAAAGGAAGAGAGCAAGCUGCACCGAAGUCCGAUCGGUCGGUGGCAGCAGCAGCAGUGUAGUAAGGGCAGCAGGCACAAAAGCAGGCCUAGAAGUAUCGAAUGAGUUUACGCUAGCGUUAGGACAACCGCAGAACAAGCAGCCAGAAGCAGCAGCAGCAGCAACAGCAGCAAAAUGUAGUGCGCAAAAAACAUUUGUUGAUCGGAGAUCGGAGAUUGUCGACGUUGAAAUAUUGAGUCAAACAAAACAAACCAAACAAAAAGGCAAGCAUACACACGAGAAUCCCAACUACGAGAACGUGCGAAAAACAUCCAUUAAAAUCAACGCGUUACGAGAAACGGGAAGGGAGUCAACAUAUGCGCGCGCGAAAUCAAGGGCAUAUAUUAAAAGAAAAAAAACAACCAAAAAACCACAUUGUAGUAGGCGACGAUGCGUGCGUGCGUGCGUGCGUGACGGCGUAAUCGUUUUUGGAUCAUUUGGGCUAGGCAUUUUAUACUUUUCACCUGUAACUUCAGCUACUAUCGGUUGGUGAAGAUUGUUGUAUGAUUUUGUUAUUGCAAUAGUAUACAUAAUACCCACGUUAAAGCAAAGAAAAAGGAAGAAAGAAAAGAAAAUGAAAACAAACUAAUAAUAAUAAAAAAAAAACAAGUAAAAGAUUUAAGACCAUCGUAAUAACUGUAGGUAAGUUGUACAGCUAAUUGCAGAAGAAGAAGAAGAAAAGGGGGAGAAGAAACAAAAAUUAAACAAAACCCAGAGGCAUUCCGCUCUCUGCUUCAGUAAGUCAGUAAGUAAAAAAAAGGGAGGCAGCAAAGCAAGAACGAACAAAGCAAGAGUUUGACGGGGGGAAAAACCAUUAAAAAAAACAACAACAACAAACCAACAAAACAAAUAAGAAACCGGCGACACCGAUAUUCACGCGGUUUAUUAGUAAGGCGAGAGCGAAUGUGUUCUAUUUAGGUGCAGCAUGCUAGAAUUAUAGUUGACACAACACAACACAACUUUCCGUAAUAUAACUCCACCUUACACACACACCCACUCUUAAGCAGCAUAGCAGCAUGAUCUCUCGCAGUAAAAGAAGAUUAAAAAAAGAAGAAGAAUGGAACAUCGUACUAGACGAAAGUAGCCAGCAGCAGCAGCAGUAAAACAUGCAUCAACAUGAGGGUGACACUACCGAAUACGCAUGAUAUACCCGGUCAUUUGGGGGCAGUCAUCAUAGGGCGGGUCAGCAUAGUCAGCAUAAUGGUCCCUUUGGCCCCACGCCGGUCGCUGUUGGGGGAAACCCCAGCAUUCACUGUCGAUUCGCUUCUCGAGCUCUCCUUACUCUCCCCCUCCCCUCCGGAAAAUAUAGUCUGCAAAUUGUAGAUCUAGUUGAAGUAUUUGCGUCAAAGCGUCGCCGUACAUCAGCAAAGCAAACAAACAAAAACAGGCAAGGCCAGCAUUCAACCAUUGGAGCAAUGUAGUUUGUAUCACAUGCUAAACUUUCUUCUCGUGCCGUACACUUACACAUACACCCACACACACACACCAACACAUUCACAGAUACACUCAACACAAGAUAAAUGCAUAACGAGGCUGGCCGGAAAGGGUUGAAAGGGGGAAAAGAAGUUUUCGCACCACCCUGUACGAUGUACUAGGCAGCCGCUGAUGAAAUAUGAAAUAAAGGAAGAAAAGCCGAAAAAUACACUCACAACAAAAAAACACCGAACGAAGAAGUAUGAUUUCCUUUACCCCCUUGAUGGCAGAUGGCGUUUGUGCGGUACUGUCAAAGUCUAGUAGCUGCGUAUGCGCAACCAAGGACAGCGUAGCGUGGUGUAGUAAGUAGCCUAAACGAGAAGUGUCGUUGGUUAGUGUCAGUGUGCAUCAGUUGUGCACCAGUCACGCAUUGCUUUGCUACGUUGGGCAUGAAAGACGUGGUCGCUAAGCAUUCUGCUUCUGCUCAAAUGGGCAACUGGUGGCAACAAGCUGUAAUGGUAAACUUGCCUGUUUUGCUAGUGCAUCAUGUGUGUAGCGCUACUGAGGUGGUCUACUUAGUACACCGAGCGAACGUAACUAAACAGCAUGAAGGGCCUCUUUCUAUUCUUAUCACUCACUGCCCACUGAAUAAGUUAAAACAAAACAAAAACUGCAGAGAAAACAAAAUAAUAGCGUGGAAAAAAAAUAGAAAAAUACAAUGAAUCGAACAACCGAUCUGAAGUGCAUGUGGAAAACGCAUGCAAACACAUGCAGCCACGAAAACGACACGGAAAUGCAUGUCAAACACAACACACAAUCGCUCGAGAAGCGCGAGAUAUUAGCAAACCAAAAAUAACAUAACGAACAAUGUUACAGAAAUAAAAGUAAAUAACUAUAGUCGACAGUAAAACCAAACGAGCCAAUGUCUUCAGUGAAUUUAUUGUUGCAAAUGCGUAUAACAACACAACACAAAAAAGAAGUAACUCAAACCACACUGAUACAGGACAGAAGUUGAAAACAGAAGUUGUUAAAAGAGCUGAACACUCGAGUUGGAAGUUGAAAACAUUCUAUGAACUGUUGAGCCGUUGCCAUUGGAAACUAAACAUCGUUGGCAGGUGUUUAUCUUCGCUGAUCGAAUUCGCGCGCCUACUGCUAGACGAAUUUAAAUGAUUCUUGCACUUUGCUAGAGAAGUCAAGCCCUGCUCCCAGCGGGGGAAAGGAAGACAGUAGAAUACGCAUAAUGAAAACACAAAUGUCCUGCACACCAUCGCUGUUCAAACCUUGAUCUUGAUAAUCUUAACCUAACCCAUACUGUGUAAACACCGUGUCUCGUAGCUUGCAGCCACCACGCGCAGAUAUAAGUGUGAGCAUGUGUUUUUUCGCAUUGUUUGUCAAGCUUAAGCUGCAUCCAGCAUGCAUCCGGCUAGGAUUAUCUUUGGUUUUUUUUUCACAAUAAUAAUAAACAAAAACUUUUACAAAAGGGAAGGAAACGGGACACCCGAAACGUUGUGUUGGUUGAUUGAUUUUGUGUGAUGUGAUUCCUUCUGUGGUGGAAUUUUGAAAUGAAAACGAUAAAUAUUGUACAGUGCUGUGUCAUUUGAACUACAAUCAACAUGUGAUUGAACUUUGUUGCUAAUUGGAUAAAAAUGGUAAUGGAAGAGAUGGCGCAAGGAUAAGUUUGACCAUCUAAUUGGAAAAAAAAACCUGGACUAGAUCUUGAAAACGUUAAUUUGAACUUGGAGCAAGUCGCUCAUGAUAAUUCGUAACGUACUACAACGCAAAAUAUCGAAAAGCACCUUAAUAAGAUCAGGCAAACCACACAUACAGACAUUCAAAACCGGCAUGCAGCAGACGUUAAGCAAGUGUCGUACAAUAGAACGUAAUAUACUUUUGCGUGGAGCUUCGGGCAUCUGUAGAAACACAUGCAUGAUAUUACAUUUACGAGUUAUAAGUAUUUUUUAAAGAAUAACAAAUUAUAAAAAAAACGAUCGUGGGUAUAAGGUACACGCGCACAACACAUACACAUCACAAACACCUAUACACAGCUACAAUCCCCAAUUGCAAGGAUUGCUUUCACGCGAAAAGCUCCUUGCGCGUGCGUGUUGGUGUACGGAUGCGUUGCGUUUUUGUUUUUGCUGACGAUGGAAGCCCUUUUUGGUUAGGUAGUUUAUUAUGAGCGGCAUCCUCCCCCCAAGGACGGUCUGGUGGGACAGCUCGAAAGCUGCACCAGACAUCCAGGCAGGCUGUCAGCUUGAUAAAUUAUUUGUUUAGGAUAGCGUUUAUCUCGUGUCUUUGUUAAGUUUUUCGGUGACAUUCAAUGGCCACCUUGUGUUUUCGCUCGUCGUCGUCGUCGUCGUUGUCGUCAUCGUGUUCGUCGUCAUCGUUGUCGUCGGUCGUUCGUGUUGGUACGCGCGGCACGCUGCACGCAUAAGCGCAUAUAUAGAGGUAUUACAUGUUUUCACUGCGUGUGGUAAAUAGGGAUUGCCCCCCCCCCCUCCCCCAAUGUUAUUUUUGUGUUUUGUGCAUUUCGCUCCUUUACUAACGCCAAUCGGGUGCAAUGCGAGCGACGCGUACGUAUCCUUUUGUAGCUGCAUCCGCAUUUUGUUCUGUCACUCUAGUAGCAGCAACCCACUGGAAGCGGUGUUUUGUUGCGAUAUACAAAACGCGUGGGAAGAAAAGCUCGCAAAAGAAAAUAAAUGAAGAGAAAGGAGAAGAAAGGCGUUAGAAGAGAGAGAAAGAGAGAGAAAAAAAACAAACAAACAAAAAACCCUAAACAGAAUAUAGCGCUAAAUUUUAAUUAAAAUUAACGUUACAAAUGGUAAAAGAAGAAAUAAAGAAAACCAGCCCAUACGAAAUGGUGGGUGGAAAUAGAAAUCUCUAACUUAGUGACAGAGAUGCUGAAAAUCUAUUGUUAGUCGAGAAUAUUUACUAGGAUACCGAUGAGUUAAUGGCAUAAGUGAAUCACAAAACAACACAUACACAAACACGCACACCUAUACACAACGACACAUCAGACACGCGUACAUCCCCAAAUACACAGAUGAUAAUGAAUAAAACCUUUCUAGUUAUAAAACAAAACAAACAGAGAAAGCCAUGUCGUUGAAUAAUAAAAGUAAAAGUAAUACACACAAAAAAGAGCAGAACAAAACAUCAAAGGAAUAGAAAACAGCUGAGCAAAUGAACUCGCGUACACAGCAUAACGAAACACCUUUCUUUGUGUUGCAAUACUUCACAACGCAAGCACACGCCUGAACCGUGUGGCGCUUUUCACCUAACAUUUCACCCCAUAAUCAACACACAAACGGCAUGCAUAAGGCGUGCAAACACAUAAAACAGAAAAAAAAUCUUAGUUGAAAUACCUGUCGCAGGGUAGUGUCGCUUUUCGAAGUCUGUUUAAAAAGAAAGAAAAGAAAAAAACCAAACACACAAACAAACACACAUAAACAGAUCACGCAAUACAAGCAAGAUUUGCAGCGAGAGAAUAAAAAAAGGGAAGAGAGCAAGCAAACAUCCAAUACCACAUUACUUAAUACUAUAAACUAUAAAACAAAAGAAGCCCAAUAAAAUUGCAACAAACAAAAAAAAAAAGAAUGAUAAAACCAACGUUAGACAAAAUUCGAGUAACAAAUGAAACAAAAAGAAGAAAAAAACAAAAGAAAACAAAAACAGAAAACAGAUAAAUGAGAAGAAAACAAUUCGAACGCUUUAAGCGGGUGGCGUUUGUACUGCAGCUUUCAGUUUCUUUCACACUCCGGACCAGGAGCCGGAAAAGGGGAAAAAUGGAGAGGUAAAAAAAGUAAAAGAAUAAACGGACAGAGCAAAAGAUUAGAAAGAAAAUAAAACUAAUACAACCUGCUACUCGAGUCGAAGACUUGAAUUGAAGAUCUAUUUAAGACAGACCACCCACCACAUUAAUAACACAAGAAGUAAUCGAAUUCGAGGACGAAAGCAAAAAGGAACGAAAGUAAACCUUAAACAAAAAAAAAAGAAACAAGCAUAAACAAUUGAGAGAACAAAGUAAACAUU